Molecule: messenger RNA, 848 nt
Organism: Bradysia coprophila
Lineage: Eukaryota; Metazoa; Arthropoda; Insecta; Diptera; Sciaridae
Source: RefSeq, a predicted model, not a curated record
AGCUGUCAAAUUUUUCGGUAUUUUGUUUGUUUACUUUUCAGUGAAAUUAGAAGUUAUUAAUUCGUUUACCAAACACUUCAUCAUUCAAAUUAUAAUAUCAAUAGUUAAAUGAAAUAAUGUGUGAAAUAGCGGACUUCAAGAUUUCGAGUCCCAUUCACACAACGAAUAGACCGCCAUUGGUACCUCGAAAUCAGUUUGUGUCGGUAACAUCGGAUGGACAUUCACCCUAUUUCAAAUCAGGCGAAAUUCUUCGUAAUGUCGAUGGGAACUUUGCAUUUUUGUGCAGCCACUGCGUUUUUGUGAACGACAUUUUACAUGACAUAAAGAAUCAUAUCGACGAGCAUUUCGAACGACAUGCAUCUGACUUCAAACCAGCCAUUCCUGAGCUGCCAAUCCCGGAAUUCGUUAGCUGUGUGGACGCCGACGUUGACAAAAUCAAAGAGGAAAAUGGGUGUGUGGCCUCUGAAAGUGCUAAAAUCGAGCCCAACUGUGACGAAGCGAGCAAUGAACUCACUGAAAUGAUGUUCACAAAGGAAUGGACACCGGAGGAAAUAUCAGAGCCAAUAGUCAAUACAGAAGAAAAACGUAACCGAGGUCGACGAAAAAUUAAUAGGACUGGCAGAAGCAAAGCAACUGAUUCCAGCAAGAAAAAAAGCGAUUCGAAUGCAACGAAGAGUCGUCAAUCGUAUAUCCAAUGCUACCAGUGCAUGAUGGAACCUUCCAUGCCUAACCAAUCCGAUCCGAGACGUCAUAAAUGUGUAAUCUGCAAGGAAUGGUUUCUAUGCGCAGAGUAGAAUUCUUAUCCAAACGUUUCAAUUACUCGAACAAUAAAACACCAGUUUCAUUUA